AUGGGGACCCACUCUCUGCAGUACCACUACACUGCAGUCACAACAGGGAUCAGUUUCCCAGAUUUCACUGCUGUUGGUCUGGUAGAUGGAGGGCAGAUUGUUUACUCUGACAGUAACAUCAGAGAGCUGAUCCUAAAGACGGAGUGGAUGAAGAAGGUUGAUGCUGAUGAUCCAGAUUACGGGAGGACUGAGACAGAACUUAUAAAGGGUCAUCAAGAGGAUUUAGAGAUUCUACUGAAGACAGUAAUGGAAGAGUUCAAUCACACUCAAGUUCAUGUACUGCAGAGAUUGUUUGGCUGUGAGCUUGCUGAUGAUGGUACUGUUAGAGGAUUUGAUCAGUACGGUUAUGAUGGAGAAGAUUUCAUCAGUCUAGAUCUGAAAACUGAAACCUGGACUGCAGCAAACGCUAAAGCUGUACAUACCAAACAUGAGUGGGAUGCUACAGAUGAAGCUAAAAUCCGAAAGAACUACCUGGAGAACACCUGUAUCGAGUGGUUGAGGAAGUACAUGUCGUACGGCAGAGAGACUUUGGAGAGGAAAGAUCGUCCUGAAGCCUCCGUGUUCCACAAGAACUUCCCUCAACCAGAGCUGGUGUGUCACGCUACAGGUUUCUUCCCCAGUGGACUGGUGAUGUUCUGGCAGAAGAACGGACAUGAAGUGCACGAGGACGUGGAGAUCACAACGACUGCACCAAACCAGGAUGGAACCUUCCAGAAGAGAGCUGCUCUGAGAGUCUCACCUGAGGAGCUAAUGGAACAUGAAUACACCUGUGUGGUUCUGCACAGCAGCCUGGAGAGGGACUUAGUGCUUAAAGCUAGUGAUGCACGAGACUCAUCUGGUGGAGUUCCUCUUGGUAUCAUUGUUGGUGCAGGCGUGGCUGUUCUUGCUCUGGUUGCUCUGAUUGUUGGAGUUCUGAUCUGGAAGAAGAAGAAGAAUUCUGGUGCCUCUUUCAAGCAGCAUGAUACGUGCAAUCAAAUUAAAUUCUGGAAAGAGUUCAGCAUUCAUGAUUUCUGA
Molecule: messenger RNA, 1014 nt
Organism: Trichomycterus rosablanca
Lineage: Eukaryota; Metazoa; Chordata; Actinopteri; Siluriformes; Trichomycteridae
Product: BOLA class I histocompatibility antigen, alpha chain BL3-7-like
Exons: 6
Coding region: 1-1014 (337 amino acids)
Biological process (GO): immune response
Cellular component (GO): external side of plasma membrane
Source: RefSeq, a predicted model, not a curated record